This is a messenger RNA of Callorhinchus milii (elephant shark), 1512 nucleotides long. RefSeq names its product SIRT1 domain-containing protein. The record is from RefSeq and is a predicted model, not a curated record. NCBI's taxonomy places the organism in Eukaryota, Metazoa, Chordata, Chondrichthyes, Chimaeriformes, Callorhinchidae. The coding region runs from base 152 to 1360 and encodes 402 amino acids. Gene Ontology annotation, molecular function: NAD+ binding. The transcript is spliced from 9 exons.
CAGACCAGGCAAAAGGGAGCAACUUGCAGCCAUUCAUGCAUUUCACAGAUGAGUAAAGAUGCCCAUAUCUGGGAAAGAUUAAGAGUUACAUUUCUGGAUUAAGAUUACAAUCAUCAGAACAGAUUUAAAGAUAUUCUGAAACAGUUUCUAUAUGAGUUCAACAGGCAUCUCCUCUUUAUCGGCCAAGCGAAAGGGAGAAGGCGUCGGAAUGGGAGCUGAUCUUGGGAAGAGCCAGAGUAGCAGCCAAGGCACUAGCAUUGGCAAAGAAGAGUAUAGGCGAAUACCAACAGAUCGGGCUGACCUGAUCUUAGCAAAGAACAUCAGUCAGCUAGCAGUCAAUGAAAAACCAACUGCAAUUAGCAAAGGAAACUCUAGGAAGACCACCCUAGUUCCUCCAAAGUGUCUCCAGGAUGCUAAAGCAUCGAAUGCUCGAGGCAAGCUAACAAAACUCCAGGAUGUUGCUGCGCUAAUCAGGAAUCGUCAUUGCAGAAACAUUGUUGUGAUGGCGGGAGCAGGUAUAAGCACUGCCAGUGGAAUCCCAGAUUUCAGGACGCCAGGCACAGGCUUGUAUGAUAACUUAGAGGAGUACAAUGUUCCCUAUCCUGAGGCGAUAUUUGAUGAGAGCUACUUUGUUCAUAAUCCACUCCCAUUCUUCUCUCUGGCUAAGAAACUGUACACUGAAAAUUACAAACCUAACUACAUCCACUACUUUCUGCGAAUGCUACAUGAAAAGGGACUCUUGCUGAGAUUAUACACACAGAAUAUUGAUGGAUUGGAAAGAAUGGCUGGGAUCCCUUCAAUAAAAAUGGUCGAAGCUCAUGGCACAUUUUUAACUGCAUCUUGUUCUUCCUGUCGUUCCCCCUAUCCAGCAAGUAAAGCAAAGGCUGAAAUUUUAAGUGACAAAAUACCAAAAUGCAAACGCUGCACUGGGAUUGUGAAACCAGAUAUUGUAUUUUUUGGUGAAGAUCUUCCUAAAAGAUUCCACUCAUUGUACAGAAAGGAUUUUUACAAGAGUGACCUACUUAUUGUAAUGGGAACAUCUCUGGAGAUUGAACCCUUUGCUGGGAUUGUGAAUUCAGUUCAACCUAAUGUUCCUCGACUUCUCCUCAACCGGGAUCCCGUUGGCCCAUUUCAGGGAAAGUGUUUGAAGAAAACUGAUGUCCGAGCACUUGGUGAUCUGACUAAGAGUAUCCAGUUGUUUGUGGACAUGGUCGGGUGGAAGAAUGACCUGGAUGAACUAAUCCAGCAGGAAAGAGCACUUUCUUUAAAGGACCAAGUAAGCCUGGAAUCCAACACUGAAAUAGACUCUGACACUUUGAAGAUGUCGCCUUCUGGCAAUGAGGUACCAGUCUGUAGCUGAGUUUGCUCUAUCAGCAGAAAACAGUACCCAGUAAAACAGCAACAAACAUGAGAGCAGCAAGGACGAGAGCUCAUCUGCAUCAUUAAUCCAAACUAAGGAAUUAGCUGAAUUGUGUGUAAAGGUUUUAGAAUGACGUGCAAUAUUUCAAUAAA